AUGCGGCCUCAAGUUGACAAGAUUUACCCUUCCAGCAACCAGAACAAUGGCAAUCAUUGUUCAGUGAACAGGCAGAAUUCUUGGCAGCUACAAAGUUGUCGCAACGACUCUCAAAACGCUGCAGAAUACGUUUUGUGGCUCAGAUUCAAGCCGUAUGCCCUGCUAUGUGAUGAGUUUGACCAGUGGCUUGAGGAGGAUUCCAUGAUUACCAUGAUUGGUGAUUCUGACCAGCUCCCUCCAAUAGUGCUCUCAACCAGUGAAAAGGAAGAGGCGAGCUACUAUGGACACUUACUUAUCUCUUGCCUUGUGGACACUGUUUACCCCUAG
Messenger RNA from Penicillium taxi, 327 nucleotides. RefSeq lists its product as uncharacterized. The record is from RefSeq and is a predicted model, not a curated record. NCBI's taxonomy places the organism in Eukaryota, Fungi, Ascomycota, Eurotiomycetes, Eurotiales, Aspergillaceae. The transcript has a single exon. Bases 1 to 327 code for a protein of 108 amino acids.